Molecule: messenger RNA, 1023 nt
Organism: Drechmeria coniospora
Lineage: Eukaryota; Fungi; Ascomycota; Sordariomycetes; Hypocreales; Ophiocordycipitaceae
Product: aldose-1-epimerase
Exons: 1
Coding region: 1-1023 (340 amino acids)
Biological process (GO): glucose metabolic process; beta-D-galactose catabolic process via UDP-galactose, Leloir pathway
Molecular function (GO): carbohydrate binding; aldose 1-epimerase activity
Source: RefSeq, a predicted model, not a curated record
AUGCCAGACGCUCCUUUCACCUUUCUGCCUCUCGGAGCCACGAUCCAGUCUGUCAAGGUCAAGGGCAUCAACAUCGUCCUCGGCUUCCCUACGCAAGACCAAUAUGUAAAGCAUAACACGCCGUACUUUGGAGAGACCAUCGGUCGUGUGGCCAACCGCAUCAAAGAUGGAAAGAUUGACGACCUCAACGGUGCCGCCUACACGCUCGCCGUCAACAAUGGGCCCAACAGUCUGCACGGUGGCAUCGUCGGUUGGGGCAAACGCAUCUGGGACGGCCCGGGGCCGGUGGGCACCAGACAGAUACCGGGCAUCGACGGUCUCGAAGGUGGGGAGAGCGUCACCUUCACCCUCGUGAGUGAGGACGGCGAUGAAGGCUUCCCCGGGACGGUCGAAGCCCGCGUCACCUACACGACUGGGACCCAGCGUCUUCAUGGCCAGGAGGCCAUCGUCUUGGGCAUCGAAUACGAGGCCUCGCUCGUCGGAGGCGCGGACGAGACCGUGAUCAACAUGACGAAUCACUCGUACUUUAACCUCACGGGUGAUGACACCAUCGAUGGCACCGUCGUCACACUCGGCACCAACAACCACCUCCCCGUCGAUGCCAGCCUCAUCCCCACCGGCCGGCCCGUACCGUACGCGGCCGUCGAGACGACGAAGCCCUUUGUCCUCACGACGACGGAGCCUAGCGUCGACAACUGCUUCGUCGACGGCACCGAGCCCUCUUCCGUACCCAUCGACACACGCGCCCGUUCGCUGGCUCUCCACCUCUCGGCCCACCACCCCAAGACAGGAAUCCAUCUCGAAGUUCUCAGCACCGAGCCUGCCUUUCAGUUCUAUACGGGCGACUACACCGACGUUCCAGCCGUCGAGGGCGCGCCGCGGAGGGGGCCCCGCAGCGGCUUCUGCUGUGAGCCGGGCAGGUUCGUGAACGCGUGCAACGUGCCCGAGUGGAGAGACAUGACGAGGCUGAAGAAGGGAGAAAAGUAUGGUGCGAGGAUUGUGUACAGAGUAUGGGCCGACUGA